GUCUGAUACAGUGUGCCAAAAAUACCAGGAUGUUCACUACACCUGGUCUGAUUCUGCAGUCUGUAAGCCAGCAUGCUUCACUCUAAAACUUCACCUGAGCCUCCCUCGGCAUAUGGAAAUAAGCUGCACAGGAAGAGGAAGUCCUCACCUACACAAUAAGCAGCUGUCACUCAGUGUGAUGUUCAGACAGUCGGCAGGAAGACAGCAUGGAGGUCACCGCUCUCUGCGUCACUCUGUUAAUGAGCACGUUGAUGCUUCUGCACUGUUACUGUGCUGACACAGCUGGCGGAGUGUUCCCCCGCGUUGUUCCAAACAAGCUGCAGUUCUUUGAGUACGACUCUCUCUCCUUUGAAUGUGAGGGAUCUGAAAACAUGAUGGAGUGGAGAGUGAUGAGGAGGAUGAUGGGCGUCGACACAAUAUGUGCGUCUGAGUGGAAUCAGUCAUGGGGACCCUGUUAUAUUCAACAUGCCUAUAAAGCAGACAGUGGAGAGUACUGGUGUGAAGCUGCAGACGGAGAGAGGAGCAGCUCCAUCAGCAUCAUCGUCGCUGCCGGCUCAGUGAUCCUGGAGAGUCCUGCUCUCCCUGUGCCGGAGGGAGACGCUGUGACUCUGAGCUGUAAGAACGAGACGACCUCUGGCCGUAUAGCUGACUUCUAUAAAGAUGGCGCCUUGAUACUGACGGGCUACGCAGGAAACGUGACCAUCCGCAGUGUUUCUAAGUCUGAUGAAGGACUCUACAAGUGUGACAUCAUCGGUGUUGGACAAUCAGCAGAGAGCCUGCUGACUGUCACAGUCUCCCCAUCACCUGAUGACGACACACAUCCUGGCCGCCGUGCGUCCCCCAGUGUCAUCCUGCUGUGGACCAUCGUGGCCAUUUUCUUGGUGACGCUGCCUCUGCUGGUGGUGGCACUCUCUCUGUGUGCAAACUGCAGAGGGUUGUCCUACGCUUCCCCAAAGACGCCGACGCCAAGGUCACGCUCAGGUGAAACAGACACAGUGUCCGAAGUGAUCAAUAUAAAUCAUCUACAGAUGACGACGUGUUCUCCAAACACAGAACUCAUCACCUUCACAGAAGAAGCAGCAGCAUCCAGCUUCACAGAGACUCCAGACACCCACCCUCCCUCAGCUGAUACAGACCAGUGCACAACUGAUGAAAACAGCUUCUACUACACCAUCGACUAGGCGAGAACCACAGUGACACUGCUCCCUAUGUGCAGUUUGCAGAAAUGUCACUGACAGCAGAGACGUCUGGCUGAAGGAGAGACGUGUAAUAUUACGACUGAAAUGUUUUUAAUGGCAUGUUGUACAGGAAGACUGUGCUCCUGUGAUGAAGAACAAAAGAGCUGUCAGUGUGUGUAACGUGAUUGAUUUUGUACUGAUCACAGCUGUGUGUGUUCAAAGCUUCUCUAAAUAUGGACCGCUGUGGUUCUCAGCUGUCUCACAGCAUCAGGGUCUCUUUUAAAGAGCGAGCUGUUUAUUGUCAGUUAAACCACAUCGCUCCGUCUGCUCACACGUCUGUCUAUAAGAACAGAGCUGCUGCAGCCUUUAAUACACUCACUGUGGUCAGCUGAUGACGUUCUGAUGUGACGUGACUUAGAUCUGACGCAGCCUGAAAUAUCUUCACAUGAAGGUGUUGAACCACUGAUAUGGU
This is a messenger RNA of Epinephelus moara (kelp grouper), 1650 nucleotides long. Its product is annotated as low affinity immunoglobulin gamma Fc region receptor III-like. Gene Ontology annotation, biological process: cell surface receptor signaling pathway. The transcript has 10 exons. Lineage: Eukaryota; Metazoa; Chordata; Actinopteri; Perciformes; Serranidae. Gene Ontology annotation, molecular function: transmembrane signaling receptor activity. The coding region runs from base 207 to 1181 and encodes 324 amino acids. The record is from RefSeq and is a predicted model, not a curated record.